Messenger RNA from Periconia digitata, 4196 nucleotides. NCBI's taxonomy places the organism in Eukaryota, Fungi, Ascomycota, Dothideomycetes, Pleosporales, Periconiaceae. The record is from the annotation of a GenBank genome assembly.
UCUUGGCGUUACCAACAUCAUGAUCAACAACUCCCACCAAACGAUCACAAACUUAGUUUUGUGACUCAAAUCCGUUUGCUUGCAAGACUCGAUCUUUCCCCAAGUUUCCCGGCAUUGACUGCUCGUAGGAUGGAGUCUACACCGUCUGAGAAACCACGCGAGGCAAUAGUGCAAAGUGAUGGAAACGAAAAGUCAGAACCACAGGAUGGCGGCGGUUUGGGCAAUUAUAUCCGCGUCUUCCGCUACGCCGAUGCGACAAGCUGGACCCUGAAUGUCAUCGCAUUCGUUGCCGCUAUUGCUUCAGGGGCCAUCCUUCCCUUGAUGAACUUGGUCUUUGGUAGAUUCGUCACCAUCUUCACCCAGUUUGCUGUGGGCGAUGUGACUCCUGCGCAAUAUCGAUCCGAGAUAAACAAGUAUACGCUGUACUUUGUGUACUUAUUCAUUGGCAGAUUUUCGACAUUCUAUCUUCAUGCUGUGUGCAUUUCCAUCGCUGGCAUCCGAACCACAAAGGCUCUUCGAAUCGACUUCAUCAAGCACACACUACGCCAGAACAUCGCAUACUUUGAUUCCACCGAUACGGGAUCUGUAACCGCGCGAGCAACCACCAGUUCCAACAAUGUGAGCACUGGUAUAUCCGAAAAGCUUACAUUGGCGAUACAAGGAAUUUCCAUGUUCGUCACUGCCUUCAUAAUCGCCUUUGCAGUACAAUGGAAACUUACCUUAAUCACCAUCACCAUAAUCCCAACGAUCUUAGUCGUCAUCACAGUAUGCAUUGGAAUGGACGCAAAAAUCGAGACAAACAUACUUGCAAUCCUGGUUAGGGCGGGACAUCUUGCCGAGGAAGUUUUCUCAACAGUACGGACCGCGCAUUCGUUUUGGCUGACGGAGUUUCUAUCUGAGAAGUACGACUCCCUGCUUCAAGAAGGGACGAUUGCGCUCCGGAAACGUCCAUUAAUUUAUGCCAUCAUGUUUUCCACGGAAUUCUUCUGCAUUUAUUGCGGGUAUGCGCUUGCUUUCUGGCAAGGUGUUCGUAUGUAUUCUCACGGGGAGAUCACAGAGUCCGGCCAAGUAUUCACAGUCAUUCUUGGUGUUGUAGUUGCAGCUACAGCUAUGAGUAAUCUUGCGCCACAAGUCAUUGCGAUUGGAAAAGCCUCUUCUGCUGCAGGGGACCUUUUCGAAGUCAUCGACCGUGAAUCGGAAAUUGACCCGCUCAAGGAGGAAGGCAAGAUACCAGCCACUUGCAACGGUCAUAUCGAGCUAGACGACAUUCACUUUGCAUAUCCGACAAGGCCUGAUGUACCUGUUCUCAAAGGAUUUUCACUGUCUGUCCCAGUCAAUCACACGGUUGCUAUAGUUGGCGCUAGUGGGUCGGGCAAAAGCACCUGCGUUGGUCUUCUAGAGCGUUGGUACGACGCUGCAAAGGGCAAAAUCACUCUCGAUGGAAUCCCUAUCCAGGAGCUUAACCUCAGAUGGUUACGCACGAACAUUCGCCUGGUUCAGCAGGAGCCGGUUCUUCUCAGUGGAACCAUUUUUGAAAAUGUGGCCUGUGGUCUUUUCGGCACCGACAAGGCCGAACUGUCGCAUCUUGAACAGAAGACCUUGGUCGAACAAGCUUGUGAAGCUGCAUAUGCGGAUGAAUUCAUCGAGCGACUACCAAAGGGAUACGAUACUGAAGUUGGCGAACGAGCUAUGAUGCUGUCUGGAGGGCAGAAGCAGAGGUUGGCCAUUGCGCGUUCCAUCAUUAGCGAUCCAAAGUGCUUGCUGCUCGACGAAGCAACGAGUGCUCUCGAUCCAAAGGCCGAGAAGAUGGUCCAACUAGCUCUUGACGGGGUGUCAAAAAACCGGACGACCAUUAUGAUUGCUCACAAGCUAUCAACGGUGAAAAAUGCAGACAGCAUUGCCGUUGUGUCUCAAGGUACAGUGAUUGAACAAGGUAGUCACGACGAACUUCUAGCGAAGGAUGGUGCUUAUGCCAGGCUUGUCCACGCGCAAGAAUUGGGCCACGCCGACAAAACUGACCCGAAGAACGCCGACGAACAACAUGAGGACCUCUCACUGACGAAAACACAAACGCAAGCCGUCUCCACCCACGAGAAUACCGUUCCUCGAGAUAUCGAUGACGGAAUCAACUAUAAUCUCGUUCAUUGCAUUGGCAGGGUUUUCUGGGAAUACCGGCGAUUAUGGCCGCACUUCUUGCCUCUCCUCAUUGCCUCGAUAGUAUGCGGGUGCACGUAUCCCGUUCAAGCCAUUCUCUUUUCACGUGUUACCCGAGCCUUCGAAAUGUCAACCCCAGAAGCGAUCAAGGAAGGAGACUUCUACUCGCUCAUGUUCUUCGUGGUCGCGAUUGCGAACUUGGGAGGGUAUGCAGCCAUUGGUUAUUUCAGCACACGCGUCGCGCAUCAAGUAGCCCAUGGGUACCGGCUCGAAAUGUUUCAACUCAUUCUCAAGCAGGAUAUGAACUUUUUCGACAAAGCUGAGAAUGCCUCCGGUGCGCUCACCUCGAACCUAUCGCGCCAUCCCGAAAGUCUGACAGAGCUGUUGGGCUACAAUUUCAUGCUUAUUAUCAUCGCAGGUGUCAGCGUUAUCUCUAGCUCGAUACUUGCUAUUGCUGUGGGGUGGAAACUAGGUCUUGCUAUUGUAUUCGGAGCCAUGCCUCUAAUUGUCUCGGCUGGUUGGGCGCGAAUACGCCUCGAGUUCAGGCUGGAAAGACAGACGGGCAAGCGCUUUUCGAGCAGUGUCGCUCUGGCUUCUGAAGCUGUUGGUGCAAUUCGAACUGUGUCGUCGCUGGCUUUGGAGAGAUACAUCAUCGAAAAAUAUGAAGAGCGGCUUUCGGGAGUGGCAAAGCGAUCUCUGAAGUCGCUCAUUUGGACCAUGUUUUGGUACUCACUGACUCAGUCCAUUGCAUUUCUAGGGAUGGCUCUUGGCUUCUGGUAUGGUGGUCGUCUAGUGAGUUUUGGAGAGUACUCCACAGCACAAUUCUACACGGUCUACAUUGCGGUUAUCUUCUCCGGCGAGGCUGCUGCGACAUUUUUCUCCUAUUCAACUAGUAUGACCAAGGCUGCAACAGCGGCAAACUACCUCUUUUGGCUCCGCCGUCAAAAGCCAGCAGUACAGGAAGAUCCCUCCAAGCCUCCAUUUGAUGAUGGAAGAAAAAAAGAUCCCGCCCACAUUGACAUUCAGGAAGUUGCUUUCGCGUAUGAAUCACGCCCUAACACCAAUGUUCUCAAUAACAUCAAUGUCGAUAUAAGACCUGGACAAUUCGUCGCUUUCGUCGGCGCGUCAGGCUGUGGAAAGAGUACCAUGAUCUCGCUCCUAGAGCGCUUCUACGAUCCCUCGUCCGGUCGCAUUCAGAGCGAUGGGGCUUCUCUUACCGAACUCUGCCCACGAAAGUAUCGCAGCCAUGUGUCCCUCGUACAGCAAGAACCCGUGCUAUACCAAGGCACGAUCCGCGAGAACAUCGCCAUGGGUGCCGAUCAGAAUGUUAGUGAUGAGCAAAUAGAGGAAGCCGCCAGACAAGCAAACAUUUAUGAAUUCAUCACUUCACUCCCUGAAGCUUUUUCCACGCACGUCGGUAACCGCGGGACUUCUCUUUCGGGUGGUCAACGUCAACGUCUCAGCAUUGCGCGCGCUCUUAUUCGCCGCCCGCGUCUUCUACUUCUCGACGAAGCCACUUCCGCGCUCGACACUGAGUCCGAGAAGAUUGUUCAAGCAGCGCUCGAAACUGCGAAGAGCGGUCGCACCACUGUUGCCGUUGCGCAUCGUCUGAGCACUAUCAAAGAUGCGGAUACGAUCGUGGUGUUCGCGCGAGGCAAGGUGGUGGAGAUUGGAACGCACAAGGAGUUGUUGGAAAUGAGGGGGUGGUAUGCGGAGAUGUGUAAGGGACAGAGUUUAGAUAGGGAAGUUUGAUGGGUGUCAAAGAUUUGUGCUGGAAUUAUUGGAACUACAGGACGCCUUGGUGUAUAUAUCUGAGGGGAAAUUGAGUAAUUGGUGAGCACAGAAAGUGCUUGUAAUGAUUAAUCACUGAAUUCAUUCCCGGCAUCCCAAGACAUACGAAAAUUCGCUAUGUUCCUGGUCGCUACCCUCCAAACACAUACUGCUAUGAUCAUCUGAUACCCCGCAGACUCAAGAUUCGAAAUCGAUCAAGCUCAAUCAGAAGAAGUAGAAGCACGCAAUCAACAAUUGGCUCGUCGAGCACG